Messenger RNA from Letharia lupina, 3132 nucleotides. RefSeq lists its product as uncharacterized. The transcript has 3 exons. The record is from RefSeq and is a predicted model, not a curated record. NCBI's taxonomy places the organism in Eukaryota, Fungi, Ascomycota, Lecanoromycetes, Lecanorales, Parmeliaceae. Bases 1 to 3132 code for a protein of 1043 amino acids. Gene Ontology annotation, molecular function: protein binding.
AUGGAGGGAUCACCGCGCGCUGGACACAGACAGGAACAGUUGCUCAAGGAACCAGGUCUCUCGCUGGAGGAAACGAACAGUCUGGGGGAGGCGAUUCGGACUUAUGAGUCAAUGCUGCCGUACAUCACAAGCCUACCUUCCACAUUUGCAAAUACUCCGGAAAAUCGGUACUGGACAGAGAGUCUUCUUACUCGCCACUGUAUGCUUUCUAGCCGUCACGUUUCAGCCAACCAAGUGUCACCUUCGAUACUGGCAGUGCCACCAUCGAGGGUUCUUGCACCCUUUCGCGCGUAUUCAAAAUAUUGGGAUACCAAAAGUGCGUCAAUCACGGGUACGCUUUUCAAGGCCGGUGACCGGCAUAACUCCUACAUGCGUACAUGGGGUCAUUAUUACGACACGUUAUCUAUCUUGUUACAGCGUGAGACUACCCAGCACGUCUUCGACUCCAGGUUACAACAAGGCAUAGAGCUCAAGAAAGUCGAAGCCACCUAUGAAAGUAUUCUUCUUAAAGAGACCUCAUUUCCAAGGGCAGAUGAAGCCAAUUCACAAAUUGAAAGCUGGGUCGAUCAGGUAAUGGCGAAUUGGGGGGUUAUGUGCGGUCAUACAUGGCAAGACGAAGAGCUUGGAGAAGGGGGCAAAGCUGCUUUAGGCCGCGGAGUGCUUGACGUCCUCUAUCGAGCAGCUACCAAAAGCUUUCACUCAACAAGGGUACUUCGCCACCUUUUCAUUGUACAUGCAGCUAUAGCAGAAUUUGAUGUUGCUACCAAAGCACUCGAUUCUUACCUGCAGAUACUCGUCAAGGGCAAAGCAAGAGUGGAGAAUUCUGGAGAGCCGGAGAUAGGCCUCGACGACGACGAAACUUCCUUAGCCACAGCCGCUGCAGGUAUCAAAAUGCUGUGCACUUACGGACGGCGAAAGGAAGCUAAGAGGGCCUUGGGUAUUGCUCAUGUUACAGACAAUUGGCUUCAAAGGUUGCAUUCAACUUCAUCGCCAAAGCCUGUUGUAAGUGCCGAAGAUGUACCUGAAGACUUGGUAGAUCAACAAAAACCAUCCAGACCUCCUGUUUCAGGGAAAGCUUUGGCUCUUGGAUACCAUGCUCUAGGUAUCAGUCAAUCCUGCUGGGCGCGGCUGACUUACGAGACUGCAUCGCGACCAGACCUACAGGCAAAGGCGAUAGCUGACUUCCGAAUUGCUUUGGAUCCUGAGUUUGGAGAGGAACGCAACGUCGAAUUCCUUUAUUCACUUGCGUUCGUACUUGCGGAGACCAGAGAUUUGGAUGGUGCUAUCGCCGCCACCAAACAAGCGUUGUCUGCUAGCAGCCGUGGGCCCAACACGAACGGGGUUUCUGCAACAGAUUUCGCAGGUGACAGCGUUGAAGACGGAUCAGACUUUGAUCCAGACAGACGAGGACUCCUGCUUAGAUGUUGGCAUCUUCUAGCCCUGUUGCUUAGUGCGAGGCAGAACUUCUCGACAGCAAUAGCUUCCUGUGAAGCAGCUCUCGAAAUAUAUGGGGGCAAAGCGAUCCUUUACGGAGACCUCAAGCUACUGGACUCGCUGAAAGACCUGGAGUGGUCGGAAAGGAAGAAUAUCAUAGAAGUGAAGAUGACCCAGCUUGCACUCGCAGAGGUUGUGGACGGCCCGGAGGAAGCUGUCAAUGCUAGUGGAGAGCUACUAGGUCUCUACACCAAGCUUUUUAAGUCCCCAGAUAAGCCACUUGAAAGAGUGAUUUCAUCUCCUGCAAACACCAAUGGGACAUCGACACCGCGAAGUUUCAGAGCUAGCGUUUUAGGCCUACCAUCUCGAAAGAAUACCGGCAGAGCUGAGAACACGAAUUCAAGCUCGUUGCCAUCUUCUGAAGCCACUGACCAGGCUAUUCAGGCGCCGACUAUCUCAGUAACCAGUGACACGGCUUCAACACUGCAGGAUUCGAACCAUCACUCACAUUUCCUCGGGCGACAUGAAUCGAAGAAGCUCCGCAAGCGCAACAGCCGAAAGAGCAUGGGCAGCAUCCGAAAAGGUCGAGCUGCAAGUCCUCCCAGGACCUCUACAGCGGAUGGAUCUCGAAAGCGCAUAAGCUUAGGUCUUCCCACAAGACAUCGACACAAUAAAACUACACCAGCAGAUGGACAUGGCGAUGGCUCCGUCUACGGGGACGGCAGCUACGCUUCCGAUGAAGUUGGCGUUGCCAUCUCCCACGAUAUGCCCUCGAUGCCUUCGUCUCCAGCAGCUGUAUCCGACCCGCCCAACCCUCUCCACUUCAUCCCCUCAGCGACUGCAAACAUGGACAAAAAGAACCCCAAUACCUACCCUGUCGCCCCCAAGCCACCACCUUCUCAACGCCAACGCCCUCAGCCGAUAACCCUCCACAAGUUUCCUCCCCUUGCAGAACCACAAUUCUCUCCGGCAGACCAAAGCCGCCAUACUCUAACCCUCCUCACAAAGAUCUGGCUCUUGAUAGCAUCACUUUACCGCCGCGCCUCCAUGCCUACCGACGCUCAAGGCGCCCUCUCAGAAGCCACCACUCAUGUGCAAUCGAUCGAAACCUUUAUAUCGAAACGCGAAGGCAGCAGCGCUGAAAACUUUGCUAUGCCAGGCUACGGUGGGGUUAAGUCCUGCGGCGAGCUGUGGGCUGACGUGCUUGCUGAACGAGCGGCUUUACACACCUCGCUGGGAAAUGUCGACCAAGCGUCGGCGGCAUACGAAACGGCACUGGGACACUUCCCAGAUCACGCGGCCGCGACCGUCGGCCUCUGCAACAUCCUUCUAGACGCCUACUCCGCCUCACCUCCCACUGUCACCCCUGCCAUCCCAGUCGAACCACCACCCUCGACGCCCACGCUUGCUUCCCUCCCUCCCCUGCCCUCCCAGCAAAUUAACAUUACCACCCACAACAACUCCGACAGCACCACCACACCAGAUCGACUAUCCAGACUUGCAGCUCGUGAUCGAGCCUAUGGUCUCUUAUCCGCACUGACCAAGAGUGGAACGGGGUGGGAUAACAGCGAGGCGUGGUUUGCGCUGGCCAGGGCGUACGAGGAGGGUGGGCAGGUGGAGAAGGCGAAGGAGAGUCUGUGGUGGGUUGUGGAGUUGGAGGAGGGAAGGGGUGUUAGGCGGUGGGGAAACAUCGUUUAA